AUGCAAUUUGCGUUACAACUUCUUGUAAGUUGCUUCAGCGCAGCGCUUGUGUUGGCGUCAGCCACUGACAAAUCCUUCUUCAAAAGUGUAGAUCUGCGCGAUGCGCUAUCAGGUUAUGAUUACUCUUUCGACCCUAAGCAUUGGUUUCAGAUAGAGGCUGAAUUGUUCAUCAGUGAAGGGCAAACUGAGGAAAUCUCUUUGCAAAUUCCUGAUGACUUCGUUGCUUUACCCAAAACUUCUUUCAGUUUAUUGGAUCAUUCUAAGGCUAUUGGUAAUGUAGUUAACAACGAUAAUGUUAUUACUGUAUCAUUCUCUGAGCCUCCCACUUAUAGCACUAAUGCUACCUUCAAUUUUUUGAGCAAAUUGAGUGAAGAGGCCUUAGAGGACUUGACAAAUCCCCGUGAUGUGGAAUAUGUCUUUGAAACAUCUCAUGGUAAUUCAUUUAGUCAAGUGAUGCAUUACGAGGCCAAGAGUCUGAACAAAACUACCGCUAAUGGUGGAAUCUAUGUCAAUAACAAGACAGCUUGGUUUACGAUAGAUGUUCCAGUCGACCAGUUGGAUCAUCCUAUCUAUAUUAAUGCGGAACCAAAAAUGGGCGCUUCAAAAUACAGUAUUGAUACUACCAAGACUAGGACUGAGUUAGUUAAAAAGGUUGAUAACUUCAAUGAGCCUUUGGAAUCUGUACCAUUUCCACCAAUGAAGGAUAAGUCAUCUUCAAGGGCUAUCAACAUGAAAUUUGAUGGCACUGGCACUAAGGGCGGUAAGUAUGUGCGUAUUACCUAUUUCACUUUACCUUUAUACCAUAGUUCCGUUGGGAGCCAGGUAAGUUUCCGCAAGGGAUCUGCAUCAAGUAUCUUUAGAAGAGAUUUCAAAAAUGACUUGGAGCUUGAUGUCUUUGCAGAUUCUCACGUCAAUUUAUUCCCAAGAGAUGAUACCGCUGAAGCUUCUCCUAGCUCUGGAAUGUACUCUAAUAACUCGACGCCAAGCAGUAGAAUGAACAGCGCCUCUUCUUCUGUUGUCUCUUCUUCCUCAAAUCCUUCAAGCGGAGCCUCUAGUACAUCUUCCGCUGCUCCUGGCUCUAGUUCUAGUCAGCAAUCGGCCGUCACUUCCGAAGCAUCGAGCUCUUCAAGCGAAGUGCCAGCUACUUCAGCUAAUUCAACUUCAGCAGCACCUACUUCUGGAUCUUCUGCUGCUCCUAGCUCUAGUUCUAGCCAGCAAUCGGCCGUCACUUCCGAAGCAUCGAGCUCUUCAAGCGAAGUGCCAGCUACUUCAGCUAAUUCAACUUCGGCAGCACCUACUUCUGGAUCUUCUGCUGCUCCUAGCUCUAGUUCUAGCCAGCAAUCGGCCGUCACUUCCGAAGCAUCGAGCUCUUCAAGCGAAGUGCCAGCUACUUCAGCUAAUUCAACUUCGGUCGCACCUACUUCUGGAUCUUCUGCUGCUCCUAGCUCUAGUUCUAGUCAGCAAUCGGCUGUCACUUCCGAAGCAUCGAGCUCUUCAAGCCAGGUACCAGCUACUUCAGCUAAUUCAACUUCGGUUGCACCUACUUCUGGUUCUUCCAUUGCUCCUAACUCUACUUCUAGUCAGCAAUCGACCAUCACUUCUGAAGCAUCGAGCUCUUCAAGCCAGGUACCAGCUGCUUCAGCUAAUUCAACUUCGGUUGCACCUACUUCUGGAUCUUCCAUUGCUCCUAACUCUACGUCCAGUCAGCAAUCGACCAUCACUUCCUCUGCGUCGAACUCUACCUCUAGUUCGAUAACUGCAAGUUCAGCUUCCAACAGCAGUAGUCCAGCAACCGCAAGUUCAGCGGCUCCAUCUAGUGGAUUUGUUCAAAACUCCACUUCCAGUUCAGUAACUGCAAGUUCAGCUUCCAACAGCAGUAGUCCAGUGACCACAAGUUCAGCGGCUCCAACCAGUAGCGUUUUGUACAACACCACCAGUCCAGUAACUGCAAGCUCAACCGCCCCAUCUAGUAGCUUUAUCCAGAACUCUACUACAACUGCACCAUCUAGUAGCGAUUUCUACAACAGCAGCAGCCCAGUAACUGCAAGCUCAACUGCUCCAACUAGCAGCUCUUUCCAGAACUCCACUACAACUGCUCUAUCUAGUAGUGAUUUCUACAACAGCAGCAGCCCAGUAACUGCAAGCUCAACUGCUCCAAUUAGCAGCGCUUUCCAGAAUUCCACUACAACUGCUCCAUCUAGUAGCGAUUUCUACAACAGCAGCAGCCCAGUAACUGCAAGCUCAACUGCUCCAACUAGCAGCGCUUUCAAGAAUUCCACUACAACUGCUCCAUCUAGUAGCGCUUUCUACAACAGCAGUAGUCCAGUAACUGCAAGUUCAACUGCUCCAACUAGCAGCUCUUUCCAGAACUCUACUGCAACUGCUCCAUCUAGCAGCGCUUUCCAGAACUCCACUACAACUGCUCCAUCUAGUAGCGCUUUCUACAACAGCAGCAGCCCAGUAACUGCAAGCUCAACCGCCCCAUCUAGUAGCUUUAUCCAGAACUCCACUACAACUGCACCAUCUAGUAGCGCUUUCUACAACAGCAGUAGUCCAGUAACUGCAAGUUCAACUGCUCCAUCUAGCAGCUCUUUCCAGAACUCUACUGCAACUGCUCCAUCUAGCAGCGCUUUCCAGAACUCCACUACAACUGCUCCAUCUAGUAGCGCUUUCUACAACAGCAGCAGCCCAGUAACUGCAAGCUCAACUGCUCCAUCUAGCAGCUCUUUCCAGAAUUCUACUACAACUGCUCCAUCCAGUAGCGCUUUCCAGAACUCCACUGCAACUGCUCUAUCUAGUAGCGCUUUCUACAACAGCAGCAGCCCAGUAACUGCAAGUACAACUGCUCCAUCUAGCAGCUCUUUCCAGAAUUCUACUACAACUGCUCCAUCCAGUAGCGCUUUCCAGAACUCCACUACAACUGCUCCAUCUAGUAGCGUUUUCUACAACAGCAGUAGUCCAGUAACUGCAAGCUCAACUGCUCCAACUAGCAGCUCUUUCCAGAACUCCACUACAGCUGCUCCAUCUGGUAGCGCUUUCUACAACAGCAGUAGUCCAGUAACUGCAAGUUCAACUGCUCCAACUAGCAGCUCUUUCCAGAACUCUACUGCAACUGCUCCAUCCAGCAGCGCUUUCCAGAACUCCACUACAGCUGCUCCAUCUAGUAGCGUUUUCUACAACAGCAGUAGUCCAGUAACUGCAAGCUCAACUGCUCCAUCCAGCAGCGCUUUCCAGAACUCCACUACAGCUGCUCCAUCUAGUAGCGUUUUCCAGAACUCCACUACAACUGCUCCAUCCAGUAGCGUUUUCUACAACAGCAGUAGUCCAGUAACUGCAAGUUCAACUGCUCCAACUAGCAGCUCUUUCCAGAACUCUACUGCAACUGCUCCAUCCAGCAGCGUUUUCCAGAACUCCACUACAACUGCUCCAUCCAGUAGCGUUUUCUACAACAGCAGUAGUCCAGUAACUGCAAGUUCAACUGCUCCAUCUAGCAGCGCUUUCCGGAACUCCACUACAGCUGUUCCAUCUAGUAGCGUUUUCUACAACAGCAGUAGUCCAGUAACUGCAAGCUCAACUGCUCCAUCCAGUAGCGCUUUCCAGAACUCCACUACAACUGCUCCAUCUAGUAGCGUUUUCUACAACAGCAGCAGUUCAAUGAGCACAUCUGCUCCUUUGACAUCCAACUCUUUGAACACAUCUUCAUCUGGAUCGAUUGUGCCACACUCUACUGUGAUUACUGACACCACCACUACGCCAACUUCUUGGUCAAUUUUACCAACACAAGGUGCUAGCUCUACCGUGGAGUCUUCACAAUCUGCAGCAGCUCCAUCUAGUGGAUUUGUUCAAAACUCUACCACCAGUCCAGUAACUGUAAGUUCGACUGCUCCAUCUAGUGGAUUUGUUCAAAACUCUACCACCAGUCCAGUAACUGUAAGUUCGACUGCUCCAUCUAGCAGCGUUUUGUACAACACCACCAGUCCAGUAACCGCAAGUUCAACAGCUCCAUCUAGCGGUGUGUUGUCCAACAUCACCAAUCCAGUAACCGCAAGUUCGACUGCUCCAUCUAGCAGUGUUUUGUACAACACCACCAGUCCAGUAACCGCAAGUUCAACAGCUCCAUCUAGCGGUGUGUUUUCCAACAGCAGCAGCAGUCCAAUGAGCACACCUGCUUCAUCUGGGACAAUUUUACCAAAUUCUACUAUAACAUCUGGCUCCAUCGUAAUGCCAACUUCAAGUAGUUCCUCAUUCAACUCAACAGUGACACCUGGUUCUGUCUCAUCUUUACCAUCUAGCAGUUACGUGGCAAAUACUACCUCUUCUGUGCCAUACAAGACUUCUUUGUCGAGCAAUUCUAACAGUUUAGGUUACUCUACAGCAACUUCACCAACAUCUAGUAGCUAUUUUUCAAAUUCCACUUUGACUGCUAGUUUAACCUCUAGUCCAUCCGAGACUUACACUGUUAUUACCAGGACUGAUAAUGGUCAAGUUACUUCCUUCACCAGUUGGUUCCCAGUUGCUACUCAGAGUACCUCAGGAAAUGGUACUUCUACCAGUUCUGCUUCACCUUACGAAACAUACACUGUUAUUACCAGGACUGAUAAUGGUCAAGUUACUUCUUUCACCAGUUGGUUCCCAGUUGCUACUCAGAGUACCUCAGGAAAUGGUACUCCUACCAGUUCUGCUUCACCUUACGAAACAUACACUGUUAUUGCCAGGACUGAUAAUGGUCAAGUUACUUCUUUCACCAGUUGGUUCCCAGUUGCUACUCAGAGUACCUCAGGAAAUGGUACUCCUACCAGUUCUGCUUCACCUUACGAAACAUACACUGUUAUUACCAGGACUGAUAAUGGUCAAGUUACUUCUUUCACCAGUUGGUUCCCAGUCUCUACGAAGGACACUGGUUCAGCGGUUUCUGACACUACAGCGGUUCAAGGCACUAGCAGCGCUACCACUACAGCAGAAAAUGGUCAAUCUUCUUUGCAUCCAGUGAAUACAUUGUCCUCUGGUUCUGUCGCCACACUAACGAGUACUGGAACUUUCACAGCUACUUCUGGCACAGAGACGACUACCUACACUAGUGCUGUGCCUUUCACAACAACAGAAACUUGCCAAUCUUCUUUGUCUCCAGUGAAUACAUUGCCUUCGACUUCUGUUGUCACAUUGACUAGUACUGGAACUUUCACCGCUACUUCUGGUACAGAAACGACUACUUACACUAGUGCUGUUCCUUUCACAACAACAGAAACUUGCCAAUCUUCUUUGCUUCCAGUGAAUACAUUGCCUUCGACUUCUGUUGUCACAUUGACUAGUACUGGAACUUUCACCGCUACUUCUGGUACAGAAACGACUACUUACACUAGUGCUGUGCCUUUCACAACAACAGAAACUUGCCAAUCUUCUUUGUCUCCAGUGAAUACAUUGCCUUCGAUUUCUGUUGUCACAUUAACUAGUACUGGAACUUUCACAGCUACUUCUGGUACAGAAACGACUACUUACACCAGUGCUGUGCCUUUCACAACAACAGAAACUUGCCAAUCUUCCUUACUUCCAGUGAAUACAUUGUCCUCUGGUUCUGUCGCCACACUAACGAGUACUGGAACUUUCACAGCUGUUUCCGGUACAGAAACGACUACCUACACUAGCGCUGUUCCUUUCACUACAACAGAAAAUGUCCAGUCUUCUCUUCCUCCAGUGAAUACAUUGCCUUCGAAUUCUGUUGUCACAUUAACUAACACUGGAACUUUCGCUGCUCCUUCUGGUGCACAAACGGUUAUUUACACCAAUGUUGUUCCUUUCGCAAACACUACUAUUGGUAGUAAUAGAACUGGACAAACUACUGCCUUUAGUGGACCACACUAUACAUUGGCAGGUAACGGCUCUAUUCCUUCUCAGACAAAGGCUGGUCAAACCAAUGUGACCACGAGUGUUCAGAUUAGACAGGCUGGACAGACCUCUGCUCAGAGUGUCUCCGAAACUUCUCCCGCUGGUAUUGCAGGAGCUAUAUCGACCAUUCAAGCCGCUUCUGCCACUCCAGCUGAUUCUAUUACUCAACCAGAAUCUACUACUUAUAGAACUUAUAAAGUUGUUACCACAACGAUCAAUGGAGCGGAAGCUGGUUCGACUACACAAUCAAGCAAUGAAGCACCAACCACUACAGAUUACUCAAUUGCUCACAAGUCUGAUCAAACGAGUGAAGUCCCGAUCACAACUCCUUCUAAUGGUGUCCCGGCUCCAAUAACCCAAACAUUGACAAUAUCCUAUGAUACAACGCAGGCGAUUAGUACGGCAAGCGGAAUUGAACCUACGGAGCCAUGCUCGUGUUUCGAAGUGGUUGAAACUUUGACAAGAGUAUCCGGAGGUGAUUGGUCCACUGUAGGUGUAACUCAGUCACCUAUACAGGCUACUUCCACAUGCAGUUCUAACAUUACCACAACAGCGCCUAUUGAUACCAUCGCUAAGCGUCAAGUCUCCAUUACAAACACAGGCAGUACUGGCCAAACUUUGAAUUUGCAGACAUUUGAAGCGGGUGCAGUUCGCCCAAAAAUAAGUCUGUUAUCCUCUAUCCUAUGUUUUAUGAUGCUAUUUGUUUGA
Molecule: messenger RNA, 6591 nt
Organism: Zygosaccharomyces rouxii
Lineage: Eukaryota; Fungi; Ascomycota; Saccharomycetes; Saccharomycetales; Saccharomycetaceae
Gene: EGT2
Product: Egt2p
Exons: 1
Coding region: 1-6591 (2196 amino acids)
Source: RefSeq, a predicted model, not a curated record